Molecule: messenger RNA, 989 nt
Organism: Varanus komodoensis (Komodo dragon)
Lineage: Eukaryota; Metazoa; Chordata; Lepidosauria; Squamata; Varanidae
Product: protein DGCR6-like
Exons: 5
Coding region: 1-636 (211 amino acids)
Source: RefSeq, a predicted model, not a curated record
AUGGCGCGCUUCGGGGCCGGCUGCGCCUACGCGGCCGCCGAGGACCGCGACGACCGGGACGGCCUUGCGGGCGGCGCCGGGGACCGGCAGCAGGCCCGGCACUACCGGCUCCUCUCCGAGCUGCAGGCCCUCGUCAAGGAGCUGCCCAGCGCUUCUCAGCAGAGGCUGUCCUACACGACCCUCAGCGACCUGGCCCUGGCUCUCCUCGACGGGACGGUGUUUGAGAUCGUCCAGGGCCUGCGUGAGAUUCAGCACUUGACUGAGAGGAACCUCUACAACCAGCGGCUCAAGCUGCAAAGUGAGCACCGAGCCCUCAAGCAGGAGAUGCUGCACAAGCACCGGGAGGACCAGCAGGGCUGCCUGCCGCACAACCUGCCCCUUCUCAAGGCGGCCCAGCAGAGGGAGCUUCAGGCCCUGGAGCAGCGGAUUCAUGACGAGCAGCAGAUGUUGGAUGAGAAAAUUGUCCUGGAGCUGGACCAGAAAGUGGUAGACCAGCAGAGCACGUUGGAGAAGGCGGGCGUCUCUGGGUUUUAUAUCACAACCAAUCCCCAGGAGCUGACCCUGCAGAUGAACCUGCUGGAACUGAUUCAGAAGCUGCAGCAAAAGGAGUCGCGGCCAUGGAAGCCGUUCUCUUGACGAGGGAGGGCAUGCGGGCAGCUCCCUUGCAUUUCCAGCCACGGCGAGUGCCAGGCUCAGCGUCUUGUUCUCAUUUAAAAGGGCGUGUGCAUCCGAUUUUCCUGCCAGACCGCAGGAGAAAAGGGGCCAGCGCAGGUGGUGUCGAGCUGCCAAAUGCCUCCAAACCCGCCAAAGACCAAUGUUUCGAUUUGAUUCUGUUUAUUUAUUUUGGGGGGGGGCGGGGAGUUGGGGGAGUGUUUGUUUGCUCAUUUGUUUCCUCUUUUAUAGGUGUUGAGGAUUUUUCAGUUGUUUAAAGGCUGUUGUUUUGACCCUGGGUUGUGGUCUCUAAACUAAAUAAAUGUAAUUAAGUAUAA